Sporothrix brasiliensis 5110 is the source of this 1233-nucleotide messenger RNA. RefSeq names its product microsomal epoxide hydrolase. The record is from RefSeq and is a predicted model, not a curated record. Bases 1 to 1233 code for a protein of 410 amino acids. Lineage: Eukaryota; Fungi; Ascomycota; Sordariomycetes; Ophiostomatales; Ophiostomataceae. Gene Ontology annotation, molecular function: epoxide hydrolase activity. The transcript has a single exon. Gene Ontology annotation, biological process: epoxide metabolic process.
AUGGCAAUCGAUGGCUUCGGCGGCUUUGGCAACUUGCCUACAGGGGCAUCGGACGCUAUUAAGCCCUGGAAAGUGCACAUUCCCCAGGCGUCUCUGGACAACCUAAAGGCACUGCUCAAAGUGACACCUCUGGCGCCGCAAACCUACGAGAACUCCCUCCCCAAUAAGCAACGCACACUCGGCGUUCGCCACGACUGGAUCUCGGCCACAAAGCAGCACUGGGAGACAGACUUUGACUGGCGCGAACAAGAGGCGUACAUCAACUCGUUUCCGCACUUUCGGGCCCAGAUCGAGGACGGCGAGCUCGGCCAUUUCGACCUCCACUUUGUCGGCCUCUUCUCACAACGAAGCGAUGCCAUCCCGAUCCUGCUGCUGCACGGUUGGCCGGGCUGUUUUGUCGAGUUUCUAGGCAUCCUCGACGGGGUGCGGGCGCGGUACAAACCCGACACGCUGCCCUACCACUUGGUCGUGCCCAGUCUCCCGGGCUACACGCUCUCGUCACCACCGCCGAUCGACAAGAACAUUGACUCGGACGGCGCGGCGCGGAUCCUGCACGGCCUGACGGUCGAGCUCGGCUUCGACAAAUACAUGAUCCAGGGCGGCGAUCUCGGCGGGCGCAUCGGGCGCGUCGUGGCGGCCAACUAUGCGGCGUGCAAGGCCAUCCACCUCAACACGGGGCCAAUGCCGCCGCCCGAGCCGGCCGCCCUGGCAAGCGAGAUUACCGAGACAGAGCAGGCGGGCCUGGAUCGACACGCUUUGUUCAGAGAAACGGGCAGUGCCUAUGCCUAUGCCCACGCGACACGGCCCGCCACAAUGGGAUUUGUGCUCUCGAGCAGCCCGGUGGCCCUCUUGGCCUGGAUCGGCGAAAAAUACAUGGACUGGACGGACGCGGAUCCACCCGUCGACGACAUUCUGACGUGCAUCACGCUGUACUGGGUGACCAACUGUGCGGCCACGAGUCUGUGGUCGUACCGGCAGUUUUACGGCCCCGGCGCAGAGAGCCACGGCACGAAGCGGUGGCACAUUCACAAGCCGCUGGGCUUCUCGUGGUUCCCAAAAGAAAUCACGCCCGUGCCCAAGGCGUGGGUCGAGACGACGGGGCAGCUGGUCUUCUACCGCCAGCACGACAGGGGCGGCCACUUUGCGGCGUUUGAGCAGCCAGACAGAUUGUGGCAGGACGUGGAGGACUUUAUUGAUAUUGUCAAGGACGAGUUCAGGCCGUCGGCCACUUGA